Messenger RNA from Penicillium waksmanii, 339 nucleotides. RefSeq lists its product as uncharacterized. The record is from RefSeq and is a predicted model, not a curated record. The coding region runs from base 1 to 339 and encodes 112 amino acids. NCBI's taxonomy places the organism in Eukaryota, Fungi, Ascomycota, Eurotiomycetes, Eurotiales, Aspergillaceae. The transcript is spliced from 2 exons.
AUGGCUCCCGUCGAUUCCAACCUUGUAACAAGGCAGUCGAGUAGUGGCGAAAGCUGCCCGAGUACCAUUUCCAGUGGUGGUAUUGCAGGUAUCGUCCUCGGCUCGAUUGCAGGGACACUCCUUCUUAUCUGGCUCUGGCGUGCUUGUCGAUUGCCUGGUGCUACAGGCAGUAACACCAGCUCUGGCGUUGUAUAUGAGUCGCCUAUUGUGCGCAGCUCCUACGGUCAAAGAAGACGUCGCGGUUCCUCCGGUACUACAUAUGUCGAGAAGCCCACGAGUACACGAUUAUAUAAAGAUGAAGUGAGAAAACCAGCUCGAAUUUAUGCAGCGGGCUAUUAG